AUGGUAAUCGUGGCGGUGCAAACGCCAAGUGAAUGCAACCGCUUUCCUUGCCUUAUCUUCGAGGACAACUUUGACGAACUUGACAUUGAAACAUGGGAGCACGAAAUCACGAUGUCUGGAGGCGGGAAUUGGGAAUUUCAGCUAUACCAGAACAACCGCAGCAACAGCUACACAAGAGACGGAAAGCUGUUUAUCAAGCCGAUGUUGCUGGAGGACAAGUACUCCCCUGGUUUCGUUAAGUCGGGAAGCGUCAAUCUGUGGGGCAUGAACGGCGUCGGUGACGUGUGCACGGGCCACAGCUACUCCGGAUGCGAACGCAAGGGCAACGGCGUCCACUAUCUGAACCCGGUCACGUCGGCGCGACUUCGCACUCUCAACUCGUUCGCCUUCCGCUACGGACGCGUCGAGGUCCGUGCCAAGAUGCCGGCAGGAGACUGGUUAUGGCCUGCUAUUUGGAUGUUGCCACGCGGAUGGCCUUAUGGACAGUGGCCGGCGUCGGGAGAAAUCGACAUUGUUGAAUCAAGAGAAUACCUUGAAGGCUUGUUCGGCGGAUCCAUUGGCUCGCACGCUUCGGUGCGGCUGUUUGUUCGCGAAAGAAGCGUCGUUAAAGUAUCGCGUUAA
This is a messenger RNA of Priapulus caudatus, 621 nucleotides long. Its product is annotated as beta-1,3-glucan-binding protein-like. Gene Ontology annotation, biological process: carbohydrate metabolic process. Lineage: Eukaryota; Metazoa; Priapulida; Priapulimorpha; Priapulimorphida; Priapulidae. The transcript has 6 exons. The record is from RefSeq and is a predicted model, not a curated record. The coding region runs from base 1 to 621 and encodes 206 amino acids. Gene Ontology annotation, molecular function: hydrolase activity, hydrolyzing O-glycosyl compounds.